Molecule: messenger RNA, 1840 nt
Organism: Haplochromis burtoni (Burton's mouthbrooder)
Lineage: Eukaryota; Metazoa; Chordata; Actinopteri; Cichliformes; Cichlidae
Product: serine/threonine-protein kinase pim-1-like
Exons: 9
Coding region: 349-1446 (365 amino acids)
Biological process (GO): regulation of mitotic cell cycle; protein autophosphorylation; negative regulation of apoptotic process
Cellular component (GO): cytoplasm
Molecular function (GO): ATP binding; protein serine/threonine kinase activity
Source: RefSeq, a predicted model, not a curated record
AGUGAUGUCACUAAAAGGCAAGGUUCUAAUGUUGUGUUGCCAUAGACUCCGGAGUUUACUUUUAAAGCUCACUUACAGAACUGACUUAUACAGCUUAGUUAGAAAAGUCAAGCAUCCAGACAUUUGAAGGACUAUUCACUCAUUAAGGUCACAUUUUCUAUUUUAAAAGCUCUCAAAAAAUUAAGAUGAAAAAGGAAACAAGAAAAGUUACGACUGAGGCAGAUAAGAAAGAUCCAGGAGAUCAAAAUUGUAAGAGCAGGAUGGCUAAAAGAAAGGCCAGUCCUGAAAAAACGACCCCCAUAAAAAGAAGGAGGGUCACUGAGCAGGCUGGUCCUUCCACCAGCUCAGAUGCUCAUGUGGUCGGGGAGUAAGCGAAAGGUCCAACAAGAUGAAGCGGGGACAGCCAACACAGCAAAGAAGCGUAAACUUCUUGACCAUGUGAGCGGUGACAAGGGGCAGGCAUCUUCCUGGUUGGACACUGGUAAAGACUGCAGCAUAGAGAUUUCAGAGAGCUGCAGUAAAAACAAAAAGGCUGGCAAAAGGAAAGCUGCGGGAGACACCAGGGACCCACCUAAGAAAAAGAACGUGGACCAGGACAAAACCAAAACCGUUGCCAAAAAGUCAGUGGCUGAACAGAAACGUGACUUCCAAGCGAGAUACGUGGAGGAGCACCGGCUUGGAGAAGGAGGAUGCGGAGCAGUGUUUGCUGGCUACCGCAUAAAGGAUCAUUUACCAGUGGCCAUCAAACACAUCCCAAAGGGGAAAGUGUACUGCAAAGUGAAGGAUGAUAACGGGAAGAAUGUGUCAGUGGAAGUUGCCAUCAUGCUGAAGCUUGCAGCUGAAGCAGAUGGAUCAGUGGAAACAUCAGCCCCAGUGUCUCUGUUGGAGUGGUUUGACUUUGGCAGAGAGCUGAUCCUGGUGAUGGAGAGACCUGUCCCCGCUGUGGACCUGGAUAAAUACAUAGAAGAAAAUGGAGGAUUUUUGCCAGAGGACAAGGCCAAGGUCAUUCUGAAGCAGCUGGUUGAUGCUGCGAAGCACCUGGAGGAUAAACACAUCUUUCACCGGGACAUCAAGAGUGAGAACAUUCUAAUUGAGACCGGCUCAGAUGUACCGCGUGUUCGUAUCAUCGACUUUGGACUGAGCUGCUUUGUUAAGGAGCAGUCGCAGUACCGCGUCUUCUAUGGUACAGAAAUUUACUCCCCUCCCGAGUGGUACGGGCGCAGUUGCUACAGGUGUGGACCCACCACGGUAUGGCAAAUGGGAGUGGUUCUGUACGAAGCGCUUCAUGCCGGGGACUUUAACACCACGAGCUUCCUCAAAAAGCGCCUGAAAUUCAAAAGACAUCUGUCCAAAAACUGCCGGGAUUUCUUGGACGCGUGUUUAACCAAAGUCCCGGAGACGCGGCCGACGCUGGAGGAGCUACAGCAUCACACUUGGCUGAGAUAAGCCUAUCACACACACACACAAACACACACAAUUCAGACGUUAUCAUUUAUGUGUGAUGUAUGAAUUACCUUUCUUUUUUUCAGGAAAUAAUUUUUUUAAUUGGCCCACUUUAAAUUUCAGUGUUUUGGAAUUCCUGUAACCCCCCCAGCCAUCCCAGGAAAGGGGAUCUCUCUUUGAAUGGGCUUUCCCGAGGUUUCUUCCCGUCAAUCUGGCCCCCCCAGGGGAGUUUUUCCUCGUCUUCAUAGAGAGCUUGGGCUGGGUCAGGAGCUCCAUCAAAACUGUCUUUAUUUAAUUACUCUAAUGUAAUCAUAUACUUUAAAGUAAUCAAAUAAAAGACAGUAAAAAUCUGAAGACUUGAAGUAAACUUCCAUUAAAAUAAAACUUGUUUAAUUCA